AACAUUUUCCCUGUCCAGGAAUUGCUUGAACUAGGUGAGGCAGUCGGAAGCCAGAAUCGAGGGCUCUCCCAAGAACUCAUCUCUUUGCUUCCUGUCUCAAGAUACAGGCGUUGCAUCUUCGCGAGAAGGAAAUCAAGAACCGAAAGCUUUAGGUGUGUAAUUUGCCAAAUGGAGUACAAGCGAGCUCAGAAGCGCAUCACGCUACCGUGCAAGCACAUCUACCACGCCAGCUGCAGUACUAAAUGGCUAAGCAUCAAUAAGGCAUGCCCCAUAUGUUACACCGAGGUGUUCAGUGGCGCACAUCAAACGUCAAGAAAUAAGCAAACCUGA
Linum tenue is the source of this 330-nucleotide messenger RNA. NCBI's taxonomy places the organism in Eukaryota, Viridiplantae, Streptophyta, Magnoliopsida, Malpighiales, Linaceae. The record is from the annotation of a GenBank genome assembly.